CCGGCUGCCUUCCCCUAGGCUGGCGUGGAGCUGGGUUUCUCUUCGCGUCGCUGCCUCCGGAGCGGGCCCCCCUCGUUUCCCCGGCCUGCCGCCUCCCCGGAGCGGCUGUUCCCUGUUCCGGCGGCCAAGGGAGCUGCGUGUGCUCCUCAGGGAAAUUGCCCCUGCGGAGGCACGGGACGCGUUUGCUACAGUGUCGCCCCUAAACUGAAAGGAGGUGCUAGCAAACGCAUAGGGACACAACUUAAAAGAACAAGGAGUGGGGGGGGAAAAGCCAGUAUUCUCAGCCUCUGUAAUCAAGUUGUCUUCUUUCUGAAAUAGUUGUUUUUGUGUUGGGAUGGGUAAUCUGGUGUCUUUGCAGUGACUUGAAAUAGUUUGGACUUACUCAGACUGGAAGAUGUGGAGUGGGCUGUUACCUCCAGGACUGAAUGAAAGUGAUGUUGAUCUGAGUUCUGAUGAUGGAGACGAAUCGCCUGAUUCCUGUUCAAAGCAAGAAGCAGAAGAAGAUACUGAAAGAGUUCAGGGGACUGGGCAGGAAAGUAAUACCAGCAGUGAACCUAUUGUACCAGUGACAGAUGAAGACAGUGAAUCUCAAACGUGCCCUCCUGGAGUUUCUGUAAAUAUCUGGAAUAAAUUUGUGGAGCUUCAGAAGAAACACCGUGAAAUGAAAAUGCAAGUAAAAGAGGAAAACAGAUGCCGGAAAAGAAAGCGCCGCCGAAAAGCAAAACAGAGAAAGACCGAUGAAGUGGCUAAGAGUAGUCAGCAGUUGGAAAACGAAGACAAAUGGAAAGAACUUACACAAUAUUUUGGAAUCAAUGAUAGAUUUGAAUCACCUUUGAACAGCAGGGCUCCACAAAAGUCUGGCCUUGAACUGAGCAUAGAGAAGUGUGUGGCUGAAGGUGACAUUACCAGGGCUGAGGAGCUGAGUGACAGAUUAGCCAUUCGUGAGCUUGGUGUGAAAAUUGCCAAAGCUGCCGCUUGCCGCAACUUUGUAAAAGCCAAGCAAGAAGCAGAGGCUGCCCAAGAAGCUCAAAAGAAAAGGAAGCUUGCUUGGGGAUUUGAAGCCAAGAAAAGAUGGGAAACAAAAAGCAACAUGGGAUACAUGUAAUCCAUCCUGUUUUACUCAGAAGUCAAAUACCUGUUGUUACUUGAAGAAUUUUUGUGUGCAGCUUAUUAAAGCUAAACAUAAACCCCCCCAAAACAAAACACAACACGUCAAAUGCCUUGUAUUUAUCUUAAUGUUUUCAAACUGCACUAUCUUGUUUUGGCACUCUCCUAUAAAUAAUACAGCAAAAAUAUUAUCUAAGCAUCAAUAAUGUGUUAAAUUUUCCUUCUAGAUGUGAAACCUAAAGGUAAUGCAUUUUAGGAUGAAUUUGGAGUCUGGUAGAGAACACUCUGAAGUUGAAAUAAAAUCCUUGGUCCAAA
Messenger RNA from Pseudopodoces humilis (Tibetan ground-tit), 1422 nucleotides. It is a transcript of the gene FAM204A, whose product is annotated as family with sequence similarity 204 member A. Lineage: Eukaryota; Metazoa; Chordata; Aves; Passeriformes; Paridae. The record is from RefSeq and is a predicted model, not a curated record.